Messenger RNA from Parnassius apollo (apollo), 327 nucleotides. The record is from the annotation of a GenBank genome assembly. Lineage: Eukaryota; Metazoa; Arthropoda; Insecta; Lepidoptera; Papilionidae.
AUGAUAAAGGAAAAGCCAAAAUCGGUCGGUGAAUUCGCCUUAAUGCGGAGCUAUGAUCGACACGUUACUAAGUUAGGCUCUAAAUUUGAAGGUCCGAUGAAAAUUUUAGAAAUAUUACCAAAUAAUCGAUAUAGACUUAAGCAUGUUAACUUUCGUGGCUAUUCAGAAAAUAUUGCAAGUCGCGAUGCUUUACGUUCUGCUCCCAUAGCUCAAUCACACCCUUAUAAUAAUUCUGACAACUCAGACGAAUUGACCGUAUGGGCACAGAAAUCUGUGGAGACCGAGGGUGCUUCCACUCCCUCUGCGGACAAUGUUGAUUAUAUAUGA